This is a messenger RNA of Rotaria socialis, 1398 nucleotides long. NCBI's taxonomy places the organism in Eukaryota, Metazoa, Rotifera, Eurotatoria, Philodinida, Philodinidae. The record is from the annotation of a GenBank genome assembly.
AUGCGUCGUAUGGCGACUACUAUGUAUUCAAUGGCGCGAUCACAACCUAAACCUGAAGGCGAUAUUUCAUCCGUGUUUGCCAGUCUCUCGGGUGUAGAUGCUGGCAAACCUCUUGAACCUCGAUUUUCACAAUUAAAAGCACAAAUCAUCAGAGGUCACGAACAACAAGUCAAAGACAGCUGGUAUCGUCUACUUGAUGCUCUGAAACAUGAAAAUGAUACGAUUCGUUUUUCUGAUAAAUCAAUUAUUCCUGAAGUCGAGUUCAAUAGUAUAAAAAAUCUUUCAGCUAAUUUGGUAAAUGAGAUUCGAAACCGUGGGACAAUGAUCGUACGAGGUGUUUUGCCUGAGAACGAAGCAUUGAAAUUGAAACUCGAUGCUGAAGAUUACAUCAAACAAAAUCCUAACACGAAAGCUUUCCCCAAAGAUAAACCAGUCGUAUACGAAUUGUAUUGGUCACCUUCACAAAUUCGAGCUCGUGCUAAUUAUCGAGUAGCUGAAACUCUUGCUUUUGCAAAUUCAUUAUGGCAUGCAUCACCGUCAACUCAUAUCUCGUUGAGCGAGAAUAUUAUCUAUGCAGAUCGCUUACGAAUUCGUCAACCAGGUGAUACAGAAUUUGCACUCGGUCCACAUGUGGAUGGUGGAAGCAUUGAGCGCUGGGAAGACUAUGAGUAUAGAUCAUGCUACAAGUCAAUUUUUGAAGGUCGCUGGGAAGAGAAUGACUUUUUUGAUGCUACACAUCGUGUUGGCGCACAAAUGUCUCUCUACAAUACGAUCGGUGGAUGUUCCAUCUUUCGUUCAUGGCAAGGUUGGCUUAGUGCUUCGACUGUUGCUCCAGGUGAAGGUGGACUUUUGGUAAAUCCACUUCUGAAACAUGCCGCAUCUUACUGGCUCUUACGACCAUUUUUUACACAGACUCAAAAUGGAAGCGAUUGGGAAAUCGAUACAACGAGUAUUUGGCAAGGUGCCAUACCUGGUCGUGGACAAGAAAUGAAUGAUAAACUGCAUCCCCAUUUACAAUUAUCUACAUCAAUGAUCCCGAUUCCCAAAGUUCGACCUGGUGACAUGGUCUUGUGGCAUUGCGAUACGAUUCACGCUGUUGAUAGCAUUCAUCGAGGUCAAUCAGAUUCUAGCGUUUUCUACAUUCCUGCAGUACCAUUGUGUGAAAUGAAUGUAAAAUAUCUGGCUCAACAGCGUGAUGCUUUUUUACAAGGCAUUCCACCACCAGAUUUUCCCGGAGGUGAAGGUGAAUCACAUCAUAUUGGUCGAGGAACACAUGAAGAGUUGAUCCAACUCAGCGGGGGACGUUCAAUGGGCUUUGACUUGUUUUCGAUCCAAUCAGAUAUGCAAAUAGGCGAAAAACAGAUAAUCACACGUGCCAACACCAUUUUAAAUCUAUAA